Callithrix jacchus (white-tufted-ear marmoset) is the source of this 4776-nucleotide messenger RNA. The record is from RefSeq and is a predicted model, not a curated record. NCBI's taxonomy places the organism in Eukaryota, Metazoa, Chordata, Mammalia, Primates, Cebidae.
AUGCAAUACCCGGCACUGCCCGGGAGGAGGGAGCAAAGCCGACCCUGCAAGGCGGUACCUGAAGCCGAUCCUCGCGGGGCCGCCGCUGCCGGCGCUCCUGGGGCGGGCAGGGGUUCCGGAGGGGGGCUCCCUCGCGCUCGCCCCUCGCGUUCCGCAAUUUGGCCGCCGUCGCAGCUCGAACCAAAGUUGCGCCCGCGCGGGCUGGCGCGCGGCGGGAGGGGGCUGCGGAGCGGGGCACGGGGCGCCUCCACCUGCCGGCGCCACGAGGGGGGGGCCCGGGCCGAGCGCGGCGGCGAGGCGAGGAGAGCGCCGGGACUGCGCGCCGCACCCCCCUGUCCCGCGCGGAGGGUGAGCCCGCCCGGAGCUAGCGCGGCGGGGCUCGGCUGCCCAGGGAGCCCCGACGACCGAGGUGAAGUGGCUCUCGCGGUGGCGGAGGCUGCGGUGCUCGGGGUCCCGCGCCGCGAGCCCAGCGCAACCGUUUGGGGCAGUGGCCCGCGGGUGCGCCCGCGCUCCCGCCCUUCCCCGCCGCCCGGCCCGCGCCGCCGCUGCCCCGCCCCGCCUGGCGCCCGCCGCGGGAAAGGUGGCGCGGACCUGAGUCGGCGGCGGGGCCCAGCGCGGGCAGAGGUCUCCUCGGUCUCCUUAGGGGGCUUGGAUGAAUUUGGUCCCCUGGAAAGUUUGCAUUUCCGGCGCUCUCAUUCUGGAGCCUCGGUUGCAGUAAUUGCUUCGGGGGAACCCGGAGCCCCGAACGGCAGUGAGGGGGUCGGGGACGUACGGGCAAAAGCGCGGGCUCCAGCACCUCCGCAGCUCCCGUGCCGCACGUGGACGUCUGCGCCGCCCCCGCCGACUUACCUGAGCCCUGGAGAGUUGCUUCCCUUGGUUCCCUCCAUGGUCUCCCAUCCAGCAGCGGCUCUGCUCAGGAAGGUCAUUCCUGUUGCCUGCCCAAAAGAAGAAGUGAGGAGGAAACACAUCCGUCUGCACAUGGAAGGGGCGCUGACUGCCCGGGACAAGGUCGGGGUUCAGGAUUUUGUGCUACUGGACGCAUACACCAGCGAAUCUGCCUUUCUUGACAACCUCCGCAAGCGUUUCAGCAAGAAUCUCAUAUACACAUAUAUUGGCACCCUCCUUGUGUCUGUGAAUCCAUACCAGGAGCUUGGAAUCUACACUGUGAGCCAGAUGGAACUUUAUCAAGGGGUCAAUUUCUUUGAACUGCCACCACAUGUCUACGCCAUAGCCGACAACGCUUACCGAAUGAUGUGCUCUGAACUAAGUAACCAUUUCAUCCUCAUUUCCGGAGAGAGCGGGGCAGGGAAAACAGAGGCCUCCAAGAAAAUUCUCCAGUAUUUUGCAGUGACCUGCCCAAUGACACAGUCACUACAAAUAGCCCGUGACAGACUGCUGCUCUCCAACCCAGUGCUGGAGGCUUUUGGAAAUGCCAGAACGCUCCGGAAUGACAACUCCAGCAGAUUUGGGAAAUACGUGGAUAUACAAUUUGAUUUUCAGGGCAUCCCUGUAGGUGGACAUAUCAUCAGUUACUUAAUAGAGAAGUCCCGAGUUGUCUACCAAAAUCAAGGUGAACGGAAUUUCCACAUCUUCUACCAGCUGCUAGCAGGUGGCGAAGAGGAGCGCCUGGCUUACCUGGGCCUUGAGCGAGACCCCCGGCUGUAUAAAUACCUCUCACAGGGUCAUUAUGCCAAAGAGUCAUCCAUUAAUGACAAGAAUGACUGGAAAACUGUUUCCAGUGCCUUUUCUGUCAUUGAUUUUACUGAAGCUGACCUCGAGAAUCUCUUUGGAAUCAUUGCCAGUGUCUUACACCUGGGGAACAUUGGUUUUGAAGAAGAUGACCAAGGCUGUGCCACUAUCCCAGACACCAGCGAGAUCAAGUGGAUCGCCAAGCUCCUGGGGGUCCACCCGUCAGUCCUUCUGGAAGCUCUCACCCACAGAAAAAUUGAAGCCAAAACUGAGGAGGUGAUCUGCCCAUUGACACUAGAACUCUCUGUCUACGCUAGAGAUGCAAUGGCAAAGGCUGUUUACGGCCGAACAUUUACUUGGCUGGUCAACAAAAUCAAUUCCUCCUUAGUUAACAAGGAUUUCACCAGGAAAACUGUGAUUGGAUUACUCGACAUAUAUGGGUUUGAAGUCUUCGACAAGAAUGGUUUUGAACAGUUCUGUAUAAAUUACUGCAACGAGAAACUCCAGCAACUGUUAAUUGAGAGGACUCUAAAAGCAGAACAGGCAGAAUAUGAAAUGGAAGGCAUAGAGUGGGAGCCAAUUCAAUAUUUCAACAACAAGAUCAUCUGUGAUUUGGUAGAAGAGAGACACAAAGGAAUCAUAUCCAUUCUGGAUGAAGAAUGCAUUCGUCCUGGUCCGGCUACAGACUUGAGUUUCUUGGAGAAAUUAGAAGAGAAAGUGGGCAAACAUGCACACUUCGAAACCCGUAAGCUGGCUGGUCCAAAGGACCGAAAGGGGAUUGGCUGGAUGGAGUUCCGCCUCCUCCACUAUGCAGGGGAGGUCACCUACUGCACUAAGGGAUUCUUGGAAAAAAACAAUGAUCUUCUUUACAGACAUCUGAAAGAAGUGCUGUGCAAGUCCAAGAAUGUUAUCCUGAGGGAAUGCUUCCUGCUGGCCGAGCUAGAAAACCGGAGGAGGCCCCCAACAGUGGGGACUCAGUUUAAAAACAGUCUGAGCAGCCUUCUAGAAAUUCUCAUCUCUAAGGAGCCCUCAUACAUCCGUUGCAUCAAGCCCAAUGACAGGAAAGAACCCAGCAAAUUUGAUGACUUCCUCAUAAGGCAUCAGAUCAAAUACCUGGGGCUGAUGGAGCACCUGCGGGUGAGACGGGCUGGCUUUGCGUACCGGAGGAAAUACGAGCAUUUCUUGCAAAGGUACAAGUCCUUGUGCCCAGACACCUGGCCACACUGGCACGGGCCUCCAGCAGAGGGUGUGGAACGGCUGAUCAAGUACAUCGGCUACAAACCCGAGGAAUACAAGUUAGGCAAAACCAAAAUAUUCAUUCGUUUCCCCAGAACUCUGUUUGCUACUGAAGAUGCCUUUGAAUUCAGUAAACAUCAACUAGUUGCAAGAAUCCAGGCCACGUACAAAAGCUGCCUAGGAAGGAGAGAUUACGUGAAAAAAAGACAAGCAGCCAUCAAACUGGAAGCCCACUGGCGUGGAGCCCUGGCUCGGAAGGCAAUGAAAAGGAGAAAGUGGGCCGUGUGGAUUAUCAGAAAAUUCAUCAAGGGAUUCAUCAGUCGUAACAAACCCCUCUGCCCUGACAAUGAGGAAUUUAUAGAGAUUGUGCGGAAGAAGUACAUCUUGAAUCUCCGGUAUCACCUUCCAAAGACUGUCUUGGACAAGAGCUGGCUGACGCCUCCUGGAAUCUUGGAAAAUGCAUCAGAGCUGCUCAGGAACAUGUGCGUGAGGAACCUGGUACAGAGGUACUGCCGGGGCAUCACGGCUGAGCGGAAAGCAAUGAUGCAGCAAAAGGUAGUUACAAGUGAAAUCUUCAGAGGAAAGAAAGACGGCUACACAGAAAGUUUAAAUCAACCCUUCGCCAACAGUCGGAUAGAUGAAGGAGACAUCAAUCCCAAAGUGCUUCAGCUAAUUAGCAAUGAGAAAAUCCAGUAUGGUGUCCCAGUCAUCAAAUAUGACAGGAAAGGCUUCAAAGCACGGCGGCGGCAACUCAUUCUUACUCAGAAAGCAGCGUAUGUGGUGGAACUUGCCAAAAUCAAGCAGAAAAUAGAGUACUCGGCUCUCAAAGGUGUCUCCACUAGCAAUCUGAGUGACGGAAUCUUAGUCAUUCAUGUUUCACCGGAGGACAACAAGCAAAAGGGGGAUGCUGUUUUACAGUGUGGACACAUGUUUGAAGCGGUUACCAAACUCGUCAUGCUGGUUAAGAAGGAGAAUAUUGUCAAUGUUGUUCAAGGAAGUUUACAGUUUUAUAUUAGUCCGGGAAAAGAAGGCACAAUAGUUUUCAACACUGGACCAGAAGAACGGAUCUAUAAAGAUAAAAAUGGACAAUUAACAGUGGUGUCGGUCCGGAGGAAAUCCUGAUAGAGGAUGGCGUCUGACCUCUACCAUCACCAUUUUUGCUCCAACUGAGGAAAUUACAGAAGUGGGGAUUGGCUCCAGUUAGCUACCUCUUCAAGGAAUGAGGCCGCAGCACUAAUGGAUCACAUCUGAAGAAACUGAGGGGUGCAUUAGGCCAAAGUCUAACCCCAGCUUCUCACUGCCCCGUGGCACCACAUUAAAAUGUCUUCUGGAAGCAGACGCCCAGGUCACCCGAAGGUGUGAUUCUAAACACCCUCGACGGGACCUAUGUUCGAAGGUGGGCAAGAUUCUCUACCUCUGUCAGGCUGCCCCAAGACAUGAUGAAAUACUGUGUACAGCAAGUUCUCAAAUAACAUCAUUUCUUCAUACACUGGUAAGGAAAAUAUCUGAUUCCUGGCCAAGGCCGCUGGGUGGAGUCUGUACGUUCUCCCCAUGUCUCUGGGUUUCUUCUGGGGGCUCUGGUGUCCUCCCACAUCCCCAAGGUGUGUGUGUCAGGUGAACUGGUAUGUCUAUGCGGUCCCUGUCUGAGUGCGUGUAGGUGUGUGACUGAGCCCAGUAAGGGGAGGGUAUCCUGUCCAAAGUGGGUCCCACCUUGUGCCCUGAACUUCGGGGAUUGGGCUCUGGCCAUCUGCAACCCUGAAGAUGCAGGUUGGAUAACGAAUUAAUAUAAAUUAUUGUAAAAUAAAAAUGUAUAUAAAGUAUAUGAUCACACAGAUGGACAAUAAAUGGUGC